This is a messenger RNA of Cottoperca gobio, 2122 nucleotides long. RefSeq names its product stomatin (EPB72)-like 3a (gene stoml3a). The transcript is spliced from 7 exons. Gene Ontology annotation, cellular component: plasma membrane. NCBI's taxonomy places the organism in Eukaryota, Metazoa, Chordata, Actinopteri, Perciformes, Bovichtidae. Bases 1 to 834 code for a protein of 277 amino acids. The record is from RefSeq and is a predicted model, not a curated record.
AUGGUUACACAGGGUAAACUUCAGAUCGCCGUGGAGAAUGUCGAAGAUAAAAACUCAGGGAAACUGGGAUGUGUCGGUUGGCUGUUGGUCCUCAUAUCCCUCCUCCUUAUAACUGUGACCUUCCCGAUUACAUUAUUUAUGUGUGUUAAGAUAGUGAAGGAGUACGAGCGAGCUGUCAUUUUUAGACUCGGCCGGAUCACAGACAGGAAACCUAAAGGGCCAGGACUUUUCUUUGUUCUGCCCUGCACUGAUACCUUUGUGAAAGUCGAUCUAAGAACUGUGUCUUUUGAUAUCCCUCCACAAGAGAUCCUAACCAGAGACUCAGUGACAGUGUCUGUGGACGGCGUGGUGUACUUCCGCAUACAUUGCCCCAUCUCAUCUGUGACCAAUGUGAGCAACGCACACACAUCUACACGGCUGCUGGCACAAACCACCCUGAGGAACGUACUCGGAACCAAAAACCUCUCAGAACUGCUUUCUGACAGAGAGGGCAUAUCGAUCAGUAUGCAGGAAUCUCUGGAUGAAGCCACUGAUCCGUGGGGUAUCAAGGUGGAGCGUGUGGAGAUCAAGGAUGUGAAGUUGCCCCACCAGCUGCAGAGAGCCAUGGCGGCAGAGGCAGAAGCCAGUCGGGAGGCCAGAGCGAAGAUCAUUUCUGCAGAGGGAGAGAUGAACGCUUCCAGGGCUCUGAAAGAAGCCUCUCUGAUCAUUUCUGAGUCACCGUCUGGUCUCCAGCUGCGAUACCUGCAGACCCUCAACACCAUUGCAGCAGAGAAGAACUCCACCAUCAUCUUCCCUGUGCCCAUAGAUAUAUUGCAGAAUUUUAUGAAGAAGUAGUAAUGAUAUCAUUGUUAUAUAGUUAUUUCUACUGUUAGUCGUGUCUAUUUCAGAAACUGUAUAUUAUUUCCCUAUAAGAUUGGCAAAAUAUAGAAUAACAGAACAAUGUUUUUUAAAGAUGUAUCCACGACAGAAAUCUCUUUUGUACACAUAUUUUCUCAUUGUGAUUUAAUACUUAAAUACAAAGUGCAACAUAUACAGUUUAGACAUUAGUGUCUCAUCACUGACCACAAUAUUUUAACCAGCUAAGCUACAAUUGAGGUUGUUGAGGAGGACAAAUAAAUUAAUAAAUUAAUGAAAUGCACAAGAAAAGUAAAACAAAGAACAAUGCACAACAACCUUAUAAAGACAUGCUUUCAUAUAAACUUAUCCAGAGCAUGAAUUUCUGAUAUACUGAGUACAAUCUUUACCGUAAACAAUCAACAAAAGUAUAGACAUCCCCAUGAAACACAGAUGUUCUCUGGCAUUGGAUGUAAACUGUAAACAAAACCUCUUAUUCUAGUGUCAAACAAACAUUCAGGAAAUGAGUACAAGGUCAUGUCCACGGGACACAGAGACAAACAGUGCAGUCAGAGUACCUGAUGGAGAGAAAUAUCACGUCCACCCUUUCAGAACACAGUAAAGUUAAACAAAAUCAACUUGCUCUCAACAGUAAACACAACUCAUCUGCAACCAAAUCCUUGCCUGUGCAGAUUUAGACAUGUUAUGUGUCUGGGGGAGCUGAUUAUUAUGUCAUUAUUUUUAAUAAAGCAAUGUUUCUUGAAUGUAUUUCUAUAUACUUGGUGGCUGCACUACGCAUUUUAAAAUAUUUAUACAUAUUCUGUACAUCCAAAUCCUUUUAUACAAAGGAUAUCUUGCAAAACAGACAGUUGAGCUGAGUUGUUAUGUAAACAUGAGCAAAAGCUUAAAUAAAAAUACAAUUAUUACAAAGAAAAAAAAGACAUGGCAGUUGCUUCCUUUCGAUGACUCAUAAUUCUCCUUGAGACCUGAGAUUAUUCUCUACAAUGAGAAAUGAGGUAACAUAUUUUCAGGAUCUUCUUACUAAUUUAGAUACAUUUUAAGUCUUAAAUACAUUGUGGAUGUUUCCUCUCAACAAAAUGUUUGCCAAAAGUCAAUUGGAGGUUCAAAUGGAGAAAGAAUUGUUGGAAGCCAAAAUACAUUUUCCAUCAUACAGUCAGUAUUUGCUAAAAACAAAAAUGUCUGAGGUGAAUAUUAAAACACACAGAAAUCAACCAGCCACAGAAACAGCAACAAUUUAACAGCAUUGUUAAGCUACACAUUAAAAAGA